UUUGGAUUUAUUAUUCGAAUUUUGUUAUUAGAGUGAAAAUGAAGUUAAAUAAGAUGGUAUCCUCUGACAGGUCCAAGAGCAGGAAGCGUCACUUCUCUGCUCCUUCUCACGUGAGGAGGCGCCUCAUGUCCGCCCCCCUUAGCAAGGAGCUGAAGGCUAAGUACGGAGUCCGUUCUAUGCCUAUCCGGAAGGACGAUGAGGUUCAGGUUGUCAGGGGACACUACAAGGGACAACAGGUCGGCAAGGUCGUCCAGUGCUACAGAAGCAAGUUCAGGAUCUACAUUGAGAGGAUCCAGAGAGAGAAGGCUAACGGUGCCACCACAAAUGUUGGUAUCCACCCCAGCAAGGUCACCAUUGUCAAGCUGAAGAUGGACAAGGACAGGAAGGCCAUCAUUGACAGGAGAGCUAAGGGUAGAGCCGAGGCCCUUGGAAAGGAUAAGGGCAAGUACACUGAUGAAUCUGCUGCCGCAAUGGAGACUGCUUAAACUCUGUCUUCGUCGCUCCAGCAACUUCUUUAAUCCCUGCUUAUAUUUCA
Messenger RNA from Eurytemora carolleeae, 535 nucleotides. It is a transcript of the gene RpL26, whose product is annotated as 60S ribosomal protein L26. The record is from RefSeq and is a predicted model, not a curated record. Gene Ontology annotation, cellular component: ribosome; cytosolic large ribosomal subunit. The coding region runs from base 39 to 485 and encodes 148 amino acids. Gene Ontology annotation, molecular function: RNA binding; structural constituent of ribosome. Gene Ontology annotation, biological process: cytoplasmic translation; ribosomal large subunit biogenesis. The transcript has 5 exons. NCBI's taxonomy places the organism in Eukaryota, Metazoa, Arthropoda, Copepoda, Calanoida, Temoridae.